GUUGUUGGCAGCGCAACUGAACGGACAGCAUGGAGCACAUCAGCCAGAUGUCGCGUCCAAAGCCUCAAAGCUGGAGAUGAUGGUCCAUGCAAUGCCCAGAUGACUUGGAGAGGUUCAGCCGUUUGUCUGGCCGGGAACUCCAGGAUGCCUUGCAGAUCAAGUUGGAGGAUUGGAAGCAACACCCACGAGAAGCUGCACAGGUUUGGCGGAAGAUCGCGCAGCAAAAGCAGAUUCAAAAAUCUUUGCAGGUCCUAAGAUUCCUGUAUCACCAUCGAGUCGAGGCUGCGGAUGCCAUCAGUUUCAACAUGGCGAUGGCAGCCAGUGCCAAGGCUUCAUCAUGGCAAUCUUCGUUCGAAUAUCUGGAGCUCCUGCAGCAGAGCCAAGUUCGAGCCACGACCGUAACAUUCAACACCGUGAUCAAUGUCUACGGGCAAGCUUCGGGAAUUGCUUCCAAAUGGCAGUUGGGAUUGGCUUUGAAAGAUUCGACCAGAAUGGCUGCAAUGCUGCCUGACGCAGCAAUGCAGAAUUUAUGUACCAGCACAUGUGCUCGGCUGCAAAAAUGGCAGAAUGCCAUACAGCUACUGGAGGAGGGCAGCAGCGAGAUUGAAAACGUUGCUUUCAAUGCAGCUUUGACUUCAAUAGUGAGCAACAGGUGGUCAGUUGGCCAGUGCCUCUUUACAAGCAUGCUUUCAUUGAGGAUUCCACCGGACGGUUUCACGUACAGCGCUCUUGCGAAUGUGUCCCCAUGGCAAGACGCGGUCCAUACAACAUCACAUUCCAAGGUAGAGUACGAUGCUGUUCUCUGUGGCGCAUUGCUUGCCUCCUGUGAGACACAAUGGGCUUUGGCGGUGCAGUUUCUCCAUGGCAUGCAGGGGCGCCGUCUUGCCGACGCUGUGGCGAUUAAUUCUGCCAUCAAUGCAGCAGACAAGUCUCACAGAUGGGAACUCGCCCUACUGCUUCUCCGAAGUAUGUCAGGGGCCAACACACGCUCAGACGCCUACAGCUUCAGCUCAGCGAUUGGCUGUCUUACCUGGAAGUUUGCCUUCGCCUUGCUAUCUAACAUGCAGACCAGGGAGGUUAACGCCAACUUGGUUUGUUUAAAUGCCGCAAUCAGUGCAUGUGAAAAGCAUGGGGCUUGGAUGGAAGCUUUAGACCUCCUGGUGAGACAGUUUGGCGAUACGACAUCUUUCAACACGGCCAUCAGCGCAUGCAGCAGAGCAAGAAACUGGCCAAUGGCUAUUGCCAUCUUGAGAGUCAUGGCACGGGACAACAUUGCCCAAGAUGCAAUCUCCUUCCGAGCUGCUAUCUCGGCGUGUGAAGGAGGGAAUUGUUGGAAAGAGGCACUCAACUUACUGUCGGAAAUGGAAAGCCGACAGCUGCGUCCUGAGACCACUGGGUACAAUGCAGCAAUCAGUGCAUGCGAGAAAGGCUCCCAAUGGGAGCUUGCAUUGGGGUUGUCUGCACGCGCGCAGCAGCAGGCUGUUUCACUCGAUGUGAUAACUUUCAAUGCCAAAAUUGCAGCCUGCAGAUCCACAUGGCGGACUACACAGAGGUUGCUCAGCGAGCUUUGCCUUCAACUCUUGCAGCUAGACGAAAUAACUUACAAUUCAGCAAUUUGCGCACAGGGUCAUUGGCGCAGCGCAGUUACUUAUUUGAGCGAGAUGGCGAAUUCCGGCCUUUGGCCAGAUGUCAUCACUUGCAAUUCCAUUCUUCAAACCAUGCAAAUCAGUGGACCCAAGUGGCACGCCGUGUGCUUGCUGUUUGACCGUGUACAAAAUUGCGCAACCGCAAUUACUUUCGACCUGCUUAUGGAAUGUGUCAGCCCCAGGCAAAAGGUCUCGGUUCUUCAUGCGCUGCAAGCUGACGUGCUGAUAGAAGCAAGCCGUUUUUUGAGGCAAAAAAGUGCGCUAAGCAUUUUGAAACAAGAUAUUUCAAGCAUAACAUCUCUUGGAAUCUUUUUUUGCUUAAAUAAAAGUCGCUAG
This is a messenger RNA of Cladocopium goreaui, 1982 nucleotides long. The record is from the annotation of a GenBank genome assembly. Lineage: Eukaryota; Dinophyceae; Suessiales; Symbiodiniaceae.